This is a messenger RNA of Phragmites australis (common reed), 661 nucleotides long. RefSeq lists its product as uncharacterized. NCBI's taxonomy places the organism in Eukaryota, Viridiplantae, Streptophyta, Magnoliopsida, Poales, Poaceae. The transcript has 2 exons. Bases 54 to 473 code for a protein of 139 amino acids. The record is from RefSeq and is a predicted model, not a curated record.
GUACGCGUGAAGGCCCAAACGGAGGACCACCCAAGUGAGCAGCUCCACUUGAGAUGGCGAGCCCAAUGGUGGCCACCCCGGUCCAGCUCCGCACCGCCGGCCGCCUCAGCUUCUGCUCCUCCAGCGCACCGAGGGCUGCAGCGCGGCGAUUCGCGGCGGUGAGGGCGUCGGCGGAGGCGAUGGCGACAGAGAAGCUGGGCAUCAGGGUGGAGCGCAACCCCCCCGAGUCCAGCCUCUCCGAACUCGGCGUCCGCCAGUGGCCCAAGUGGGGGUGCGAGCAGAGCAAGUUCCCGUGGACGUACUCGGCCAAGGAGACGUGCUACCUGCUGCAGGGGAAGGUGAAGGUGUACCCGGAGGGCCACGGGGAGGAGUUCGUGGAGAUCGCGGCCGGGGACCUGGUUGUCUUCCCCAAGGGCAUGAGCUGCACCUGGGACGUCGCCGAGGCCGUCGACAAGCACUACAAGUUCGAGUAGCCCGCCAAGGCCGCAAUCAUGUAUGGUACGCAACAAUAAUUGGUAAUCGCCUAAUCCAAAUAUUUGGAACGUUCCUCGUUCCUACCUACCAGCUUCAUGCUUGUCCUUGUAGACGUAAUGUGAUGCUCCAGCGAGAUGUUAACAGACCAUCUAUUGCAGCGUAAUAAAGCUCCAGAUUAGUGGAAUUA